AUGAAAGCCUUUAUUCACAAACUUCUUCGCCGGAAACGAUUUGAAAGUAUCCCGCUGGAUACAAAUUUGAGAAGAUGUCUCACAACCUUUGAUGUGACAAUGGUUGGUGUUGCGCACACGAUUGGAGCUGGAAUCUAUGUGUUGACAGGCACGGUCAUCCGAAAUACAGCUGGCCCCUCAAUCGUUCUCUCUUUCAUUCUCGCUGGCUUUGCCGCUUUCUUUUCAGCUUUAUGUUAUGCUGAAUUUGGAUCUAGAUUUCCGAAAGCUGGUAGCGCUUACACUUACACAUACAUCGGUUGUGGAGAGCUUUGGGCAUUCAUCAUUGGUUGGGAUGUGAUUCUUGAGAAUAUGCUUGCUGCUGCAGUUGUUGCUCGUGCAUGGUCUAGUUAUAUCAAUGUGUUGGCUGAUGAUGCCAUCAAGAACUUCACCAUCACUCACAUUGGGGAAUUACAUACAAGUAUCUUUGCUGAAUACAUUGAUUUGUUGUCUUUUCUGAUUCCAAUUGUCAUUUGUGCAAUCGUAGCGAUGGGAGCAAAGGGAUCAGCCACUUUUAACAGUCUGAAUGUUGCGCUAAAUGUCUCAAUGAUUGCUGUUGUGACUAUUUAUGCUUUUAUCUAUGCUGACUUUAGCAAUUGGACAGGCACAACAUCUGACGGAAAAUCGAAAUUCUUUCCAUUUGGCUUCAGCGGGACAUUGGCGGGAGCAGCUUCUUGUUUUGUUAGCUUUAUCGGUUUUGAUGGAUUGGCGACAGCUGGAGAAGAAGUAAAAGAUCCGGCUAAAUCCCUCCCAAGAGCCACAUUUUAUUGUAUGGCGAUUGUGACAACUGUUUAUGUGUUGAUGUCAAGUGCGAUAUCAUUGAUUGCCCCAUAUACUGAAAUUGAUCCAGACGCUGCUUUUGUCACCGCGUUCAAAGACAAGGGUGCUCAUGUGCCAGUGAUUUGUGUGACAAUUGGAGCAAUUUGUGGAAUGACAGGCACUAUGUUUGGUUGCCUCUUCGCUCUACCACGUUGUGUUUAUGCAAUGGCUGAUGAUGGAUUGCUGUUUAAAUUUUUCUCAAGAGUCAAUUCAAAAACUAAGGUUCCAAUUUAUGCCAUCAUUGUUUUCGGCCUCAUAACGGCGAUCAUGGCUGCACUAUUCAAUGUUGAGACUCUUGUCGAUUUCUUGUCAUCAGGCACUCUCCUUGCUUAUUCAAUGGUGGCUGUUUGCGUGAUUAUUCUCCGAUAUCGACAAGAUUAUUUAGAUGAAAAUAGAAAUGAUCGUUUUCUCACAAUUCGAAUCCCAAAUUGGUUAAUGCGAUUUACAAAUACUCGAUCGAUUGUCCCUGGCUUAGUCUUGAUGUUGCUUGGAUUCGCUGGAUUUGGAGUUUCUAUGUCUUCAAGCUUUUGGUCAUCUGGUGUUCUUGGAAAAGUUUGCACUGUACUUUUUUUGGUUUUCGCAAUUGCUUGCAUAUUUUGGAUCGGACUACACACGCAAAACAAUGAUGUGAUUACGUUCAAGGUCCCAUUUGUACCCAUUCUACCCGCUUUUUCCUUAUUCCUUAACAUAAUGAUAGUCACAUCAACGAUGCGCUGGCUUCUGCUAGUGCUUCUUUCACUUUUUACUCCAACUAGCGCUCAAUUUUGGGAUUUUGGCAGUAACAACAAUGAAGAUGAUUCUUAUGCGGAUCAAUUUGGAUUCAAAGAAUCAAUCAACCAAUGGUCAGAUGUAUUGAAAAAGAUGGCACACAAGAAUAUCUUUGGAGCCCCAACCCCGCCACCAUCAGAGUUUCAACGAGUCGCCCCUCCACCCGAUGUUGACAAAAUCGAUCCAAAAAUGAUUCAAUCACAAAAACAUGACAUUAUCAAUGCAAAACUUUUGGAUUUAAUCUUGCCAAGGUUUAAAGGAGAGGCUCCACUUCUUCUCCGUCCCAGCACUACAGCCACCGAGCCACCGAAAAAGGAGAUUGUGACUAAGCCAAAUCUUCAUAAGCCUACAAAGAAGCUGCCAACAACUACAGCAGCAGCUGAAGAUGAAGAUGAGGAUGAAGAUGACGAGGAUAUUGAUGAUGAGGAUGAUGAGAAGGAGACUUCGACAGAUGAUGACGAUAACGACGAAGAUGAUGAGGAGGAGAUUGAGGAGAAGCCUAAAAAGACCACCAAAAAGGCUAAACUUACGACAAAAGCAAAGGAAACGACAACUAAACAUAAGGAUGAGUUGCUUAAAACUGCCACCGAACAUUUGUCGAUAUUGAACGGGAAUUCGAUCAUUGCUGAUUUGGCAAAUAAGGCAAAAGAUGAUGAUGAAGUGAAAGAUGAUGAUGAAGUGAAAGCCGAUGAAAAAAGAAAGAAAGAAACGCCGAUUGAUCGAAGUGCGAUGAAAGUGAUCAAAGCGGUCGAUUUGAUGAGCGGGGAAACGAAGGACGAUAUCGUAAAACCGAAGCGAAAGGAGGCUGAACCAGAAUCGGAAGAGGAAAACGACGAGGAAGAAGUCGAAGGAAGUGCUGAUGAGGAUCUCCCGAUCGAAAAAACGAUCACAGCCGAGAAUGAUGGUGAUGAGGAUAUGGAUGAGACGCCGUUAACUGGAGAAAAUGAGGAACAAGGCUCGGGAAUCCCUGAGGCGGAAGAGGAAGACGCCAACGCUGAAGUCAAGGAAGAUAAAAAUUAUGAAAAACUACACGAUGCUGUCACUGAGGCUGUACCCGAAGACGAUCCAACAACUACAACAGCAAAACCAGUCAACCAAACUGGACAGAAUAUUUUCAAUCUACAGGCAAACGCAAAUUCUGAUGCCAAUCCGAAUGUGGCCAAUGUGAUCACUCCUGUGGCUGGAAUAAUUGAUGGGAUUGCUCCUAUUCUCUUCCCAUUCUUGCAGAGUCGAGGAUUCUCAGCUAGAGCUGCUGCCCAAGGUGCCCCACUUUUUCAGCCUGCUCGUAAUGAGAAUAACAGAGAUUUGCUCGAGAAUAGUGAUGCCGAAACUUCAUUGGUUGGAUUGAGCAGCCAGCUGGCUCGUGAAAUUUUACAGCCAGGAUCAUUAAGGAAAGAACGGGAAGAAAUGGAGACUUUGCUGAGGAAAAAAGCCGAAGAAGCAAAGGCAAAGCUAGCUGAACGAGAAAGAGAAAGACUCGAUUUUGAAGCCAAGCAAGAGGCGAUGAAGAGACAAUUGCUAGAACAAGAACGACGAAUGCGCUCCUCUAUGCAAAACAAUCCGAUGGUUCAACAAGCCUUUGCAGCGCCUAGUAUGAAUAUGGAGCAGGUGUUUGAGGAAGCGGCAGCCGAAACCUUCAAACAAGAAGCCGAUCCUCCGCAGUCUCCAUCAGUUUACUCGAUUACCGCACCACCGGGUAUUCAGGGCUUCCGAACUCCACCCCCUCCACCACUUGGAUAUCGACCAAAGGGAUACGAUGGCCCUCUUCCCCCAUUCCCCGCUUUCACCGCUCAAAAUGAAAACAAAGAAGUCGAAGAAGUAAUCGGUGGAACAACCAAAGAAACACCUUUCCAACAGUUCCCGACCCCAAAUCCUUCUAGAGGCAACGCCAGAUCGUUGUCCAAAGAGAAGUUAAGCUUCUUGCAACAAAUGAAAGCAAAUCGACAAAAUUUAAUAACCGAUAAAAGUGAAGGAUUUGGGUCCGAAAAUGAUAUUGAAUGGGAAAAUGAUGGGAGUCAAGCUGUCGGAAGUGCUUUUGUUGGGGAUUCAGGAUUAUUGACGAAAAACUCUGGUGCACCACCACCGGGAGCCGACUUCGGCAACUCAUUUGGCUUUUCAGGCGGUGAUGCUGGUACUGCCAAGAAAAAUCCGAUGAAGCCAGGGAAAAAGACUCCCUUUGCUCCAGUGCCUCCAAUGCCAAGCGGUACAAUCAGUUUCGGUGGCGGGAAAAGGCCAACUGUUUCCUUUGAUGAAGUCGAGAAACAAACCAAUAAAGGAGGAAUGGAUUUCUUUGGUCGA
Molecule: messenger RNA, 3921 nt
Organism: Mesorhabditis belari
Lineage: Eukaryota; Metazoa; Nematoda; Chromadorea; Rhabditida; Rhabditidae
Source: the annotation of a GenBank genome assembly